CAUUGAGUGAUAACCUUUCACAAGGCGAACAGAAUAAUCUUUAUUACAUAUUUAUUUUGCUAUAAUGAUGGUAGAACGUCUAUCCACCAUGCGGCAGUAGAGCAAAGCAGAAAACAAAACUGGACUAACGACAUCACGUGUAAUUAAAAUAUUGGACACAACACAAAUCAGUCAACAGGGUACCGUGCUCCGGAUCAGCUCGUUGUUUGGAAUAUUCAUAAACACGCGUUCAAGCCGCCGGCAACAUGAAAUCGAUUUGUCUAAUUAUUAUCAGUGGUUUCAUACUCAGCUGUCAAGGUUAUACCGCUAUUUUCCCAAAUUCUGAAAGUAAAGAAUUUCCCGGUGAAUGUUACGAUACGGAUACGAAGAUUCACUUCAAACCCGGUGAGUCUCGCCAAAGGACCGGAUUGUGCGAAGAAAUGACAUGUGGAACGGAUUUCUCUAUUAACUACUUCGGGUGCGGAGUGGCCGUUAUGGACGAUGACCCAGACUGCGAACCUAUUGAACAGGACUUCACUAAGAACUACCCAGAAUGCUGUAAUAAGUACAAAUGCGUACGCAAUGGAGAAGUUAAUUAUAUUUGAUAGAACAUGACUCAAAUUCGUAGUUAGAUAUGUUAUUCACUACUUAGACAUACGAUUGAUUUUUUUAUAUAAAUACGAAACAAAUUAAAAUCAAAUAAAUCGAA
Aedes albopictus (Asian tiger mosquito) is the source of this 688-nucleotide messenger RNA. RefSeq lists its product as uncharacterized. The transcript is spliced from 3 exons. NCBI's taxonomy places the organism in Eukaryota, Metazoa, Arthropoda, Insecta, Diptera, Culicidae. The coding region runs from base 246 to 584 and encodes 112 amino acids. The record is from RefSeq and is a predicted model, not a curated record.